GUGCUCGGGCCAGCGGUCGUCGGGUACCCCGAGGGCGCGACGGCCUCGUCCUCCUCCCAGGGGGGCACGGCCCUCGAGCGGCGGCUGCACCAGGUCUUCGCCGACUGCGAGGCGCUCAGCAAAGCGGUGGGCGCGGCGCGGGCCGGCGACCUCGCGGAGGCGCUGCGGGGCCACGCCGAGGUGAAGCGCGUGCUGCGGCCAGAGGGCGACGUGCUGUGG
This is a messenger RNA of Prorocentrum cordatum, 219 nucleotides long. Lineage: Eukaryota; Dinophyceae; Prorocentrales; Prorocentraceae. The record is from the annotation of a GenBank genome assembly.